Molecule: messenger RNA, 2635 nt
Organism: Carcharodon carcharias (great white shark)
Lineage: Eukaryota; Metazoa; Chordata; Chondrichthyes; Lamniformes; Lamnidae
Product: AP-3 complex subunit mu-1
Exons: 9
Coding region: 555-1811 (418 amino acids)
Biological process (GO): intracellular protein transport; endocytosis
Cellular component (GO): clathrin adaptor complex; cytoplasmic vesicle
Source: RefSeq, a predicted model, not a curated record
GCGCGCGGAUAGGGGAUGGGCUUUCUGGCCGUUGAAAGACAGUCUGUUCAAAUUCACCAUAAUCAUCACAUUAACGUGCUUUGCAGAAAAGUUGAUUUUGAAUGCAUUUUCUGUCAUUUUGAAGUCGGAAUGUUUUGAAAUACACUUUCACAAGUUUUAUGCAUAAAAUAUAUUUUUGGAAAAAACUAUUUUGAUGUACAUUUUACACAGUUCUGGUGCACCCAUUGUAGAUAAUUGCAGCCUGAAAAAGCGCAUCAAAUGUCGGUUUGCCGAAUUACCAGAAUUGUCUUGAAGUUUUCAGGUAGUAAAGGCGAAUCGGCGGGGUACACAUCUGCGAGCAACCAAAAAGCAAAGGAAAUUAAUAGGAACCUUCACGAACAACAGGAGCUGCUUCCGGCGGGGCCGCCAUGUUACAGUGGGUGGUGUUUGAUGGACUGAGUUCAAUGUUGGUCAAGCUUGUUCGGCGUGGCCGGCGACACCGCUUCGUUGUUUAAGGAGCAACAACAAGAACAAAAAAUCCGCUUGAGGUGGUGAGGUGGUGGGGGGGGGAAAAAAUGAUCCACAGCCUGUUCCUCGUCAACUGCACCGGCGAUAUCUUUCUGGAGAAGCACUGGAAGAGUGUGGUGAGCCGCUCGGUUUGCGACUAUUUCUUCGAGGCCCAGGAGAAAGCCGGGGAGGCGGACAACGUCCCCCCGGUGAUCCCCACGCCCCACCACUACCUGGUCAGCACCUACAGGGACAAGAUCUUCUUCGUCGCCGUGAUCCAGUCCGAGGUGCCUCCCCUGUUCGUCAUCGAGUUUCUCCAUCGGGUGGCGGAAACUUUGCAGGACUAUUUUGGAGAAUGCUCUGAGGCUGCAAUUAAGGAUAAUGUAGUGAUUGUAUACGAGCUCCUGGAAGAGAUGUUGGACAACGGUUUUCCAUUGGCUACUGAAUCCAAUAUCUUAAAAGAACUCAUUAAACCUCCUACAAUCCUUCGUUCUGUUGUUAACACUAUUACAGGUAGCAGUAACGUAGGAGAUCAACUUCCCACUGGGCAACUAUCUAAUAUCCCUUGGCGAAGAGCUGGAGUCAAGUAUACAAAUAACGAAGCUUAUUUUGAUGUUACGGAAGAAAUUGAUGCCAUCAUUGACAAAUCAGGAUCAACAGUUUUUGCUGAGAUCCAGGGUGUGAUUGAUGCUUGCAUCAAGCUAACUGGAAUGCCAGACCUCACCCUUUCCUUUAUGAAUCCAAGACUGCUAGAUGAUGUCAGCUUCCAUCCAUGUGUUCGCUUUAAAAGAUGGGAAUCUGAGCGAGUUCUGUCAUUCAUUCCUCCAGAUGGAAAUUUCCGUUUGAUGUCUUAUCAUGUCAGCUCACAAAACUUGGUGGCAAUACCAGUUUAUGUAAAACACAAUAUCAGCUUCAGAGAAAAUGGAUCUACAGGGCGAUUUGAUGUAACAAUUGGGCCAAAACAGACCAUGGGAAAAAUAGUGGAAAGCAUUCUAAUGAUAAUUCAUAUGCCUAAAGGAGUGCUCAAUAUGACCCUUACUGCAGCACAGGGCACUUAUACAUUUGAUCCAGUCACCAAGGUGUUAAUUUGGGACAUUGGAAAAAUUACCUUGCCAAAGUUACCAACUCUCAAGGGAUUGAUUAGCCUACAAUCCAUGGCACCAAAACCAGAAGAGAAUCCAACAAUCAAUGUUCAGUUUCGGAUCCAGCAACUUGCAGUAUCAGGUUUGAAAGUGAAUCGACUGGACAUGUAUGGAGAAAGAUACAAACCAUUUAAAGGUGUGAAAUACGUCACCAAGGCAGGAAAAUUUCAAGUCAGGACAUGAGGGAGAGAAAAUAAAAUUAACUUGCACAGUUUCCAAGCAUUGAAAUCUGGUAUUCAGCAACAAAGAAUAUGAAUUAUUUUUUUUAAAUUUAACACUUCAUCUCAAAUGAUUUCAGAAUUCUGAAUGCUUUAAUUGGUAAAGGAAAAGGGAAAACAUGAUGGAAGGUAUUUCUAUAGUAUAUUGUGAUUAACUGCCUUAAUUAUAAUGUAAUGUUUUAACAGGGGUAUGAAAUAAAUUGGCUUUAAAGUAUUAAAUUGUUUUCUAAAAAGGGCAUUGUUCCUUCACCAAUUGUUUCUUCAUAAAAGAUAGAACCAUGCACACUUAGACAUUCUAGUUUUAUACUUCAGUUAUACAAGAUGUUUUAUCUUGUGCUGUUAAGAGCCCAAAGGUAAUGUGGCAUAGUAGAAAUUAUAAACUAGCAUUGCCAAAUUGUGCGAGGAAAUAUAUUUAAGCACCCAUCACUGCUUCAAACUGCUUUUAUGCUCAGAUACGUAUAAAGUAUUUGGAAUUGAGCCAGUUAGUGUGCCAACCAAACCCUCCCUUGGCUGCAAUUUUCAACAUGGCUCAAAAAUCUAUGGAAUUGCUAAAUAGACCAUACACUUCAAGCCCAUGGAUGUUUAGGUGCCUAAUAAAAUUUACUAAAAGGAAGAGAAUACCAACACUAUUAAUGCAAGUAGGCUACUUUUAGAGUUAAACAAGUACCCAGUAGCAUUAAAUGUACAUUUUAGCAUUUAGGAAAAGACUUAGUACUUAAUAUCUUUGGUCACACUUUGUACUUUUGAAUGUUUGAUUUAAUUGUCUCAAUAAAAAUGAGUACAUUUCAA